Messenger RNA from Trichobilharzia regenti, 708 nucleotides. The record is from the annotation of a GenBank genome assembly. Lineage: Eukaryota; Metazoa; Platyhelminthes; Trematoda; Strigeidida; Schistosomatidae.
AUGUGUAAAUCUUGUGCGGCAUGCGUCCGCGUGCUGAUGAUCGUAUUCAACAUUUUGUUCACGAUAGUGGGAAUGGUUGUUUUGGCUGCGGCAUUGUACUUCUACUUUUCAACAUUUGGAGUUAGAGGUGUACAACAACACAAUAUAUUGGGAUAUACUUAUAUUGUCAUCGCUGUGAUUGGGGCUCUGAGUUUUAUAUUGGGAAUAUUGGGUUGUUGUGGUUCAUAUCACUAUAGUCGGUGUUUAUUGGGUAUUUAUUUCUCCUUGUUGUUGGUUAUAUUCGCGAUUGAAAUUGCCAUCGGUGUAGCAGGAUUCGUUCACAGAGACCAGGCCCGUCAAAUAAUUCAUGAAACAUUGAAAGAAGGCGUUGAAGACUGGAAGAAUUCGGACAGUGAAGUUCGAUGGAUGGAUACAAUCCAUGUUAUGUUUCAAUGUUGCGGUUACAAUGGACCAAUGGAUUAUGGUGUCACAAGAGUACCUUCGUGUUGUUUAAAUGAUGAUUGUGCCCUGGAUUUAGCUUUGCUUAGCUUUAAAACGGGUUGUAAAGAGAGAAUUGACAAUAUUAUGCAUAAUUUUCUUAUCAUAUGCAUCUCCGUUAUCUUGGUAGCACUUAUCGAGUUAAUCGGAUUAAUAUUUGCUAUGACUCUGUGUUGUGCUGUCAACGGACGUGAUCCAAAUGCUUACUAUCGAGCAGUACAAACAGCAUAA